UUUGUAAAUCUAAGAAUGGAGAAAUAUAAAUUUUUGGACGAGCUUGGUGAUGGAACAUGCGGCAGUGUAUAUAAAGCCGUAAAUAUUGAAACAUCUGAGAUUGUUGCUGUCAAGAAAAUGAAGAGAAAGUUUUAUUACUGGGAUGAAUGUGUAAACCUACGGGAAGUAAAGUCCCUCCGCAGAUUAAAUCAUCCUAACAUCAUAAAAUUGUUGGAGAUUGUCAGACAAAACAAUGAGCUUUUCUUCAUAUUCGAGUACAUGGAACACAACUUAUACCAAAUAAUGAAAGAUCAGCAAAGAUCUUUCUCAGAGGAAGAGAUUCGAGUUCUGAUGUCUCAGGUGCUGCAAGGACUUGCACAUGUCCAUAAACAUGGAUAUUUUCAUCGGGAUCUUAAACCUGAGAAUUUGCUGGUUACAAAUAACACAAUAAAGAUAGCUGACUUCGGACUGGCUAGAGAAUUGUCAUCUACGCCUCCUUAUACUGACUAUGUUUCUACUCGCUGGUAUCGAGCUCCAGAGGUAUUGUUGCAAUCUGCAUCCUAUACCCCUGCCAUUGAUAUGUGGGCAGUCGGGGCAAUACUGGCUGAGCUUUUCACUUCGGACCCGAUUUUUCCUGGGGAAAGUGAAAUUGAUCAACUAUACAAGAUAUGCUGUGUACUUGGGGCACCAGACUGGAAUACCUUCCCCGAGGCGACAAACAUUUCUCGAUUAGCUGAUAUCACUUAUUCAGAUAUCGUACCUGCUAAUCUUUCUCAAAUUAUUCCGUACGCAAGCUCAGAAGCAAUUGACUUGAUCAAGCAACUUUGUUCAUGGGAUCCGUUAAAGAGGCCAACUGCAGAUCAAUGCUUGCAACAUCCCUUUUUCCACGUUACCAAGUGGGUUCCUCGUUCUCCUGGAAAUACACUGGAACUAACUCUAGGAUCUGAACCCAAUCUUGAACUGAACCUGUGGGACUUUGGCACUUCAAAGGAUGAUUGUUAUCUUGGCUUGACGUUGGCAGUAAAACCCAGUGCUCCAAACUUGGAGACGUUCCACAAAAAUCAAGGUGCCAAAGAGGAUGUAAUGAUCUGCCCUGGUUUUAUUAAUCCUUCACAACAAUCAGUUUUGUGGUCGCUGUUUCCCACUAAUCACCACGCAAUAGCUUCUUCAGGGGAGCCUUCCCUAUCCCUGUCUUUCAGUUCACAUCCAAAUCCAUCAAUAGGGGGCCCACAAUCGGCAGGGUUUGCCAUGUCAUCGUUUCAGUCGAAUAUUUUAGAACGACCUUUACUGGCGGCGUCCUCCCCCUUCCCGCAGGGUCACUACCUCUGAGAUAUGCUGACGGUCUCUUUUUGUGAAGUUAUGAGGCAACAAACAAAAAGUGUUCAUAUUCAUUAUAAAUUUAUAAUAGUUCUAAACUUUGACCGCCCAUACAGUUAUUCACCUGUAAAGAGUUCAAAUUAAACCUUUUUUUUUCCGCUAACGAUGAUUCUGGGAUUCCCAACUGUCAUUACAGUUAUAGCUAAGCACACCGAUUAUUUUUAAGUGCGGAUCUUUCUGCACGAAAAAACGAUUUAAGUCAGAAAAUUUUAAGUUCGUUUUUGAAUUUU
This is a messenger RNA of Erythranthe guttata (spotted monkey flower), 1586 nucleotides long. The record is from RefSeq and is a predicted model, not a curated record. NCBI's taxonomy places the organism in Eukaryota, Viridiplantae, Streptophyta, Magnoliopsida, Lamiales, Phrymaceae.